GACCAUGUGACCGCAGACACUCUCCUACUCAGUCGAUCCUAUACUCCUGUGGAUAGAUCAAACACCUCAAAUACAGGUCGAAUUGCAUUCAAAACCAAGGAGCAAACCAACUAACUACCUGUACUCGGUACCACGCCACCUCAAUCAUGCCAGAGAUCGCCGAAGUUGCACGUACUGUGCACUUUAUCCGCAAACAUCUAGUCGGCAAGACCAUUGCAACGGCCGUGGCUGCUGAAGAUGCAAAUGUCUUCGGCAAGGUUGGAACGUCAGCAACCGAAUUCCAGAAGCAUAUGACGGGCAAAAAGGUCGUCGAUGCGGGUCAACAGGGUAAAUACUUUUGGAUGAUCAUGUCUAGUCCACCCCAUCCCGUCAUGCAUUUUGGCAUGAGUGGUUGGCUGAAAUUCAAAUCGGAGCAUACCUACUAUUAUCGACCGAAGCCCGGCGAAGAGGACGAGGCCUGGCCUCCAAAGUUCAUGAAAUUCACUCUCACUACAAAACCGGAGAAAGGCCAAGACACAAUUGAUGCAGCGUUUGUCGAUAUGAGACGAUUCGCCCGGGUUCGUCUGGUGGAUUGUCCUGGUGACAAGAUCAGAGAAUAUACUCCUCUCAAGGAGAAUGGUCCAGACCCAGUCGUGGAUAAGGAGGUGGUAACCGUGAGCUGGUUGACGGAGAAAUGCCGUUCGAAGAAAGUCCCCAUCAAAGCCAUGUUGCUCGAUCAAGCAAACAUCAGUGGCAUUGGAAAUUGGGUUGGCGACGAGAUCAUGUAUCAUGCCAAAAUGCAUCCGGAGCAAUAUGCCAAUACUCUCUCCGACGAGCAGAUCAAACAACUCCACCAGUCAAUACAUCACAUAUGCAGUACUGCAGUUGAUCUCCUGGCAGACUCGGAUCAGUUUCCAGAUGACUGGCUCUUCAAACAUAGAUGGGGUAAAGGCAAGAAAGGAGCUUCAAACACCAUGCCUAGUGGAGAGAAGAUUUUGUUUCUCACCGUCGGUGGCCGUACCAGUGCCGUUGUCCCUUCGAUUCAGAAGAAGACUGGUCCAGUUACCAAGGAGAUGAGUGAAGCUGUCGGGGACGAUGAGAAGCCCAAGAAGGCCAAAGCGAAGAAAAGAAAGGCCGAUAGCGAGGACGAGGAGCAGGACGAGGAAAUCAUCAAGCCUGAGAAGACAAUUGCUCGAACGAACAAGUCCACCACCAAAAAGACUUCUGAACAAGCGGCCCAGACUACGAAGCCAACAAAGAAAUCAAAUCAGCAGCAGAGAACUAAAGUCAAGGAAGAGGAAGAUCUCCCGAAACUGAACGGGGCAUCAGCAUCCGGAAAGCUUGUCACUGCCAGUGGCCAGAAGGGACGAAAGCUCGAGGAUAAGGUGGAGAAAACAAAGACGACGAAGCGUCAAAAGAUGACCAAUGGUGGCCCCGAGAAAGCCCCAGCCAUCAAAGAUGAAGCGGCAGAAGGGAGUGGCAGGAGAAGAUCGGGGCGCCUUAGCAAGGCCUGACGAGAAAAGGGGGAAGACGUAGGAAGAGCAAGCAUUGGACUACACUGUGAUAACUAUGGAUUUUUUGGAGGUACUCUGUACUAAUAACACAAAUGGAGUAUGGUAGGUCAAACAUGACCACCAUCAUCUGGAAACAUGAAUAAACAAACUGGUCAAGAA
Exophiala mesophila is the source of this 1652-nucleotide messenger RNA. Its product is annotated as formamidopyrimidine-DNA glycosylase. Lineage: Eukaryota; Fungi; Ascomycota; Eurotiomycetes; Chaetothyriales; Herpotrichiellaceae. The record is from RefSeq and is a predicted model, not a curated record. Bases 147 to 1493 code for a protein of 448 amino acids. The transcript has a single exon. Gene Ontology annotation, biological process: base-excision repair. Gene Ontology annotation, cellular component: nucleus. Gene Ontology annotation, molecular function: zinc ion binding; DNA-(apurinic or apyrimidinic site) endonuclease activity; DNA N-glycosylase activity.